AUGGCAGACUCAGGUCGUGUAAUCCGUCCUGCGGUGACGCGACGGAAGCAUCUCAAAAGCCGCAAGGGAUGUCUUCAGUGCAAAAAACGCAAAAUCAAAUGUGACGAGAACGGGUCAGUCUCCUGCGCGCAAUGCGUUAAAAGUCGAUAUACUUGUUCCUUUGCACCACCCGAAGCUGUGGAUUCAACCUUUUCAACAAAUGCGGUACUGGAUAUGGAACUUUUACAUAAUUUCACAUCAAUGACAGCAGCUUCACUCUCGGACUAUCCUGAAAUCCAGCGAUUUUUCUCCUUGGAAUUUGUUCAGCUCGCACUGAAGAAUGAUUACCUUCUCCAUUGCGUCCUCUCUCUAUCGGCCUUUCACAUUGUGUACCAGCAUCGGAAUGAGAAGCCUUUGACUGAUCACAAUGUGGGAGAUAGCGCUGAUAAGUAUCUUAUAGCCGCCCACUGUCAUUAUGAUAAUGCUCUUAAAGGAUUCCGCUGCAGCCUCUCGCACCUGAAUUCAGAUAGUUGCCAUGCGUUAUUUGGAUGUGCCUUCCUUUUAUUCAUCGUUUCGUUGUCGCGUCCAUCCGAGAUCUUCCACAAGGCAGCUCAACCAGGCUCUUCUGUGGAUGUUGGUCUCUGGCUUGAUCUUCAAAUAUCAGAGUGGAUCAUUCUCACAAAAGGUCUACCUUCCAUUGUCCAACACGCAGAGCUUCUUGCCACUUUGAGGGAGGGCCCAUUGGCCCCAAUUAUGACACUUCGAGAUCACCCAUCCCCCUCCGACAACGACGACACAUCCAAGAACCACGCAUUAUUUCACCUGCACAGACUGUCAGAAGCGAUUCGGGAAAAAUCUUCGGAUUAUCAUAUAGUGGAGAUAUGUAACGCGUCGAUCCAAACCCUUCGGGAGGUUUUGAUCGAAGUCAGCUUGUCACAAGAUGUCGCUCUUUCCUUUCUCUGGCCCAUGAGGGUUCACCCCGACUAUCUGGCUUUGCUCGGCGAGAGAAGACCCGAAGCGCUGUUGGUCUUUGCUUAUCACUGUGUGCUGCUCCACCAAAUGAGCGCUCGAUGGUUCACUCAAGGCUGGCCUCAAUCGAUGCUUGAGUCGAUGAAAUAUACGCUUGACGAUGCAUGGAUGCCUUUGCUCAAAUGGCCCCUGGAUGCGGUGUUGAGUGACCGACAGAACAUGGCAGCUGGAUCUGCAUAUAAUUGA
Penicillium malachiteum is the source of this 1194-nucleotide messenger RNA. Its product is annotated as Zn(II)2Cys6 transcription factor domain-containing protein. The transcript has a single exon. Gene Ontology annotation, biological process: regulation of transcription by RNA polymerase II. The record is from RefSeq and is a predicted model, not a curated record. NCBI's taxonomy places the organism in Eukaryota, Fungi, Ascomycota, Eurotiomycetes, Eurotiales, Aspergillaceae. Gene Ontology annotation, molecular function: zinc ion binding; DNA-binding transcription activator activity, RNA polymerase II-specific. The coding region runs from base 1 to 1194 and encodes 397 amino acids.